AUGGCGCUCUUCGUCAUCCUGUCGAGCUUGCUGGGGGCCCACGGCAACAAGUUCUACUCAUUGCCCAGUGAGGUUAAUGGCUGCAGUCUUCCUGUCAAUGACGACUGGUGCACGAAGCUGGUGGCCUUGUGGGACUGUGACAUUCCUUGGAAUGUCCAGUGCCCGCAGCAGGACCAUCCAAUGGGCGCCUCGCACAACGAAGCUACAUUGCAACAGACUUGCCUUGCACAAUGUCAGCAGGCCGCAGCAGAACCUGUGGCUGAACCUGCGGCAGAACCUGGAACCGAAGACCCAAUGGAAACGGCAGAACCUGGAACCGAACCUCCAAUCGAACCUGCAGUGUUGGAACAGGCGCAAUUUACUGCAAAGCUGAUGGCAGCUAUCGGGCAGCGAGCCGAUGAAGCUGAAGCUGCAGGCCAUGUGGAGAAGGCACGCAACUUGCGAAUGGUUGCAAAUAAGGAAGCCUACAUCCAGCUGCAAACCGCGGGUGUUCCCAGUGAUUCACAACAAGUUCUGGCGGCUGAGAUGGCUGCUCGCCAGGCUGCUGAGGACGGAGCACGUUGA
This is a messenger RNA of Symbiodinium necroappetens, 564 nucleotides long. NCBI's taxonomy places the organism in Eukaryota, Dinophyceae, Suessiales, Symbiodiniaceae. The record is from the annotation of a GenBank genome assembly.